UCUACUCAAUAAUGCAGUGCCUCUAGCGGCAGACUCGUGUUAUUACAGUCUUUCCAAUGGACAGACUAUCACCGUAGUAACGUUAUAAUUGACUUUCAGAGCCUUUCCUAGCCCAUCUAUCAGGAUAGAGCACAAGGUUGAAUAAAAUCGUAUUUACAUGUUCUUUGUUCAGUUUUUUUUGUUUUUUAUAUCGGAAACAACAUUAAAUAGUAAAAACCUGUUAAAGUGUUUUUAACAGCUUUAUAUGUUAAACAUUGCGCACAUAGUUUCAUAAACACACUGCUGACGUUUUUCAAUAACUUAGUUUUACGACAUUGACCUAACGGCCUUUCUCAGAGAAAGUAUGGUCGAGAUUCAAAGCGAGAAACGGAAACAUUAAUACUGAUGUACUAGCGGAGUUUUUUUUCUAAAAGGAAGCUCCGUCAUUUUCAGUGGUUCCGCCCAGAGCUGUCCUGUGUGUGUAGCGGCACCAAGUGUGUAGAGGCCCGGUGAGAGAGUUUGGACUCAGUGAUGUUCAGCACGAUGCCAUGCGCCUGUGUGAUUCUCCUCUUCCUCCUCGGAAUGCACCUGUGUUCCAGCCAGUCUCCUGAGCAGCAUGUGAAGGGCACUCUGGGACAGAACUUCCUCUUCCAGACCAGUGUAUCAGGAUCUGGAAAUCUCAUCAGAGGGGUCAGCACUCUUGCAAAGGUGACUGGUGGGGUGUUAGUCUUUUCUGAUAAUUCAGGGCGAGUGAGCUGGGACAAGCAGACGGGAUUCUUUCAGAUCAAGGACCUGAAAACAAGCGACGGUGACAUUUAUACAGUGGAGAUUCCUAAUGGACAGAGUGCAAAAUAUAUCCUCGUGGUGUACCAUCCUGUCUCUCUUCCUCAAGUGAGAGUCAUUAGUCGUGGUGGGACCUGCUUUCUGGAGUGUUCUGUGAAGAACGGGAGAGAGGUGACCCUGUUGUUGAAGAGCAGUGGAAAGACACUGAUCCACACCGUUGACCCUGACCUCAACACCCGCCUGAUUCUCCAUCGAGUGACAGAAGGACUCUCUCACUCCUACAGCUGUGUGGCCUCUAACCCAGUCAGCAAUGAGUCAGUCCCAGUCCAGCCUGAUCAGUUCUGUGGAGGUGAGUCUGUUUCCAGUCCAAGCACACUGACCCUGAGUUUCCACUGCUUGCACUACACCUGCUCAAUAGGCAGACUGGGUGAAGUUAGAGUACAAAUCCCAGACAGCUCAAAAAGUCCUGUUAACAAUUACUGUUUAUUGUUAGUCUAUUAUUAGAUUUAGGACAGUCACACAGA
This is a messenger RNA of Lepisosteus oculatus (spotted gar), 1286 nucleotides long. NCBI's taxonomy places the organism in Eukaryota, Metazoa, Chordata, Actinopteri, Semionotiformes, Lepisosteidae. The record is from RefSeq and is a predicted model, not a curated record.